GGAGCCGGUCCUACGCCUCCUGUUCGCAGGCCCCAGCGCGCACCGUUCGGCGGCUCCCGAGGCAGCCUCUCCAGCGGCCAGGGGCGCGUGGGGCUGGGGGUGUGACUCGGGGCCUGGUUGUCCGCACCUGGGGUCUGCAGAGGGUGGGUCGCGGCGGCCUGCGGCGAGAGCAGCUGGAGGAAGCAGCGUUCCCUUUCUCGCCCGCCCGCCGCCUCGCUGCCUCCUCGGCGCUCUCUCGCUCUCCGGACGCCUAAGGUUGGCUGACUGCUCCUCCCACCCGCGCCCGCCUCCUCGCUCGUCUGCUCUCCAGCUCGCCGGAGCUGGUUUCCCAGCCUUGCGGUGCGCCCGGACGAGUGCGGGGCCAGGGCGCCCCCGGGGCAGAGCCGAACAGGGGGGCGGGGGUCAGGGCAGAGAGCAGCCGGCCGGGGAGGGGCCAUGUCUGGCGCGGGCGCAGCGGGCCCCGUCUGCAGCAAGUGACCAAGCGGUGUGGACGGCCGCCUGCCCCCCUCUGCCACCUGGGGCGGCGCGGCCCCUGGUGCCCGGAGCCCGGAGCCCCGAGCCCGGGGUGGCGCGGAGAGCCGGCGCGAUGCACGUGCGCUCGCUGCGAGCUGCGGCGCCGCACAGCUUCGUGGCGCUCUGGGCGCCCCUGUUCCUGCUGCGCUCCGCCCUGGCCGACUUCAGCUUGGACAACGAGGUGCACUCGAGUUUCAUCCACCGGCGCCUCCGCAGCCAGGAGCGGCGCGAGAUGCAGCGGGAGAUUCUCUCCAUCUUGGGCUUGCCGCACCGCCCGCGCCCCCACCUCCAGGGCAAGCACAACUCCGCGCCUAUGUUCAUGCUGGACCUGUACAAUGCCAUGGCGGUGGAAGAGGGCGGCGGGCCCGACGGCCAGGGCUUUUCCUACCCCUACAAGGCCGUAUUCAGCACUCAGGGCCCCCCUCUGGCCAGCCUGCAAGAUAGCCGCUUCCUCACCGACGCCGACAUGGUCAUGAGCUUCGUCAACCUCGUGGAACAUGACAAGGAGUUCUUCCACCCGCGCUACCACCACCGCGAGUUCCGGUUUGAUCUCUCCAAGAUCCCAGAGGGGGAAGCGGUGACGGCCGCUGAGUUCCGGAUCUACAAGGACUACAUCCGGGAGCGCUUCGACAACCAGACGUUCCGCAUCCGUGUGUACCAGGUGCUCCAGGAGCACUUGGGCAGGGAUUCAGACCUCUUCCUGCUCGACAGCCGCACGCUCUGGGCCUCGGAGGAGGGGUGGCUGGUGUUCGACAUCACAGCCACCAGCAACCACUGGGUGGUCAACCCGCGCCACAACCUGGGCCUGCAGCUUUCAGUGGAGACUCUGGAUGGGCAGAGCAUCAACCCCAAGUUGGCAGGCCUGGUCGGGCGGCACGGGCCCCAGAACAAGCAGCCCUUCAUGGUGGCGUUCUUCAAGGCCACGGAGGUCCACUUGCGAAGCAUCCGCUCCACAGGGGGCAAGCAGCGCAGCCAGAACCGCUCCAAGCCACCCAAGAACCAGGAGGCGCUGAGGGUGACCAAUGUGGCGGAAAACAGCAGCAGUGACCAGAGGCAGGCGUGUAAGAAGCAUGAGCUGUAUGUCAGCUUCCGCGACCUGGGCUGGCAGGACUGGAUCAUCGCGCCUGAGGGCUACGCCGCCUACUACUGCGAGGGGGAGUGCGCCUUCCCACUCAACUCCUACAUGAAUGCCACCAACCACGCCAUCGUGCAGACCCUGGUCCACUUCAUCAACCCGGACACAGUGCCCAAGCCCUGCUGCGCGCCCACCCAGCUCAACGCCAUCUCCGUCCUCUACUUUGACGACAGCUCCAAUGUCAUCCUGAAGAAAUACAGAAACAUGGUGGUGCGGGCCUGUGGUUGCCACUAGGCCCCCACACUGCCCCGGGGGGGGGCAGACCUGAGGGGACCGCGUCUUCCCAUUCUCCCAGGGCC
Ochotona princeps (American pika) is the source of this 1947-nucleotide messenger RNA. RefSeq names its product bone morphogenetic protein 7 (gene BMP7). Bases 587 to 1882 code for a protein of 431 amino acids. Lineage: Eukaryota; Metazoa; Chordata; Mammalia; Lagomorpha; Ochotonidae. Gene Ontology annotation, biological process: SMAD protein signal transduction. The transcript is spliced from 7 exons. Gene Ontology annotation, cellular component: extracellular region. The record is from RefSeq and is a predicted model, not a curated record. Gene Ontology annotation, molecular function: growth factor activity; cytokine activity.